UUGCUAUAAUGAAGCAAAGCCAUUCCUAUAGGCUAUUGGUCUUCUAUUUCUAUGAGACUUCAAACGAAUUACAUUGCUACAGCACAGAAGCAGCGAAAAGUAUUUAUUUCAAGCUUUUGUGCUUGAAUGUAUUAUAAGGGGGCUUGAGUUUAUUAUACUGUGCGCGCAAUGCAUUGGGAAAUCUUUACUGUUGGUGUGCCACCGGAAGAACAAAAACGGUGUUGCUAGGACACGUUAGAGUAAACAAAAAAAGUGUAAUCUAGCAUUUUUUUGCUAAUGCAAAUUAGCUUCAAAUCUAUUAAUUUAUAUUUAACCAGAGAAAUGAAUUUGGCUGGGAAAAUAAAGGAACCUGACCCCCUGAACCCAAAAGUCUUGCUAUGGGCAGAUGUAAGCUACAGUGACAUGGAGGAAAUUGAAAACACCAAGGCCAUACCGGAGCUAGAGAGGUCUCUAUCCUUGUUUGUGGCCACACACACAAAAUCCCGGACAUUGUGGUUAACUGGUUACUUUUUACUCAGAACUCUAUGCUGUGUGCUGGGAGUAAACAUUCCUGAGCCAAGGAGGAGAGUCCUGCUGGAGCUCUAUGUCCACACAGUGCUGUUCUGUAGAGAGAGCAACUUCAACAGGGAGCAGACAUCUGUCCUCCUCUCCAUCGUCAAGAGCAUGCAUCAGGCUAACACUGAAACUCCACUCAACAAUAUGGGCCAUUGCUAUGCAUACUGCAGUGAACUACUGCUCUGUCACUCUGUCAGGAGGCCUCCCUUCAGUAUCAGCCUGUUCAGCUCUGAGGACGUGACCCAGAUCUUGAAGUAUCUCCUUAACACCUAUUUUAGACAUUACAAUCUGUACAAGUACAUAUUCACCCCUCAGGUUAGAUUGGAUAUGUCUUUUUCCUACUCUGGCAUGCCAGACGAAGACCCUGUCACUGAGACAGUAUCAUCAGAUGGGUACGGCAAGAAGGAAAACGAGCCAGAGACGGCAGAAGGGGAGCAGCCCAUUGAAGCAAUGAACACAGGUCCAGAGGUGGCUAAUACAGAUCCAUCGCCCAAGUCAGAGUUGAGGACGAUAAUACAACAGGAAAUGAGAGAGGAGAUGAUACAUAUGUCAAGGCAACUAGAGCAACGAUUGAAGGAAAGUGCAGAUCGGCUAAAUAGUGCACUUACUUCACUGGAGACCAAUCUCCAAGGCAAAAAAUAAACAUCAACGCCUGAUUUUUA
Oncorhynchus kisutch (coho salmon) is the source of this 1217-nucleotide messenger RNA. It is a transcript of the gene cfap119, whose product is annotated as cilia and flagella associated protein 119. The transcript has 8 exons. The coding region runs from base 277 to 1197 and encodes 306 amino acids. The record is from RefSeq and is a predicted model, not a curated record. NCBI's taxonomy places the organism in Eukaryota, Metazoa, Chordata, Actinopteri, Salmoniformes, Salmonidae.